AUGGAACCUGUAGCACAGACUAAAGAAUCCCUACCUCAAUCGCCCCCCAAAGCAGAACCUUCGUCACCCCCAGGUCCAACAUUCCCUUAUUCCAAUCGGUCGAUUCGGAGCACCAACCCAAGCCGCGACCAUCUAGCACAUUAUUCAACACUCAGUACUAACUGGGAUGCCCAGACCAUCAAAGCCUUGUCCGACAUUUCGAGAAUGCAGAGCCCGCAAGGGAGUUGCAUCAAUCUUAUACCUCGACGCCAUCAUACAGAUGGAUCCCCUUCAGAUUUAGACUCGGGGGCAACAACUCCAGUAUUCAACGGGAAGAGUCACAUCGAAAGCCUAAAUAACAAAAUACACGAGAAGAUACACCCGGAACCACCAUACCAUGUCUUCACACACAAGAAGAAGAAGAUGCUUAUGUAUCUUGCUGCCACCGCUGGCAUGUUUUCAUCGCUUUCGGCCAACAUAUACUUCCCUGCUCUCGGCCAAAUAUCAAGGGAUAUCAACGUCGGUCUGCCAUUACUCAGUCUUACCAUAACCGUAUAUAUGGUUGCGCAGGCAUUUGCACCGUCAUUUUGGGGCCCGCUAUCAGAUACCCAAGGGAGACGAAUUACAUUCAUAGGAACAUUCGGGGUAUAUAUCAUCGCCAACUUAGGCCUUGCUCUCAGCACUGGCUUUGUGCCCCUGAUGGUACUCCGUGCCAUGCAAGCAGCCGGAAGUGCUGCCACUAUAUCAAUUGGUCAGGGGCUAAUAGGUGACAUCGCUACCCCCAAAGAACGCGGGUCAUUUACAGGAACUAAUCAGGGAAUCCGUAUGUUUGGACAGGCAAUCGGCCCCGUUUUCGGCGGAAUCAUCGCCCAGUACCUUGGCUACCAUGCCAUAUUCUGGGUCCUCUUCGGAGGGGGCAUCUUCGCUCUCACCAUCCUUGUUGUCUUCCUGCCGGAGACCCUCCGAUCCAUCGCUAGCAACGGCACUGUCUGCUUAAAGGGCAUCCAUAGACCAAUAUACUACAAGUUCACCCAGUCGGAGGAGCAUCUCGUUGAGCGAGAAAUACCCACAAAGAAGAGAUUGACGUCGUCCAUGGCUUUCGGACCAUUUAUGCUUCUACUCGAAAAGGACGUGUUUAGCGUUAUCUUCUUUGGCUCGAUCGUUUACGCAGUAUGGAGCAUGGUGACCUCCAGCACCACAGCGCUCUUCCAAGACCGCUUCAACCUCUCGGACCUUCAAGUCGGCCUAGUCUUCCUCCCUAACGGUAUCGCAUCCAUGCUCGGCUCCUACCUCACUGGAGAACUUUCGAAGCAUGACUGGGCUGUGAUGGAAGCCCAAUACCGAGUGGCCAAAGACAUCCCUGAUUCACACCCUCUCAAUAAGAAGGAGCUCGUCGACUUUCCCUUCGCCCAGGCUCGCAUGCGUUCUAUUUGGUGGAUGGUCCUCAUCUUCAUCAUCUCCACCGCGCUGUACGGCUUCUCGCUCAAUUUCAACGUCAUCGCCGUUCCCCUUAUCCUUCAGUUUUUAAUCUCAUACACCGCCAACUCAAUAUUCGCUCUCAAUUCCACACUCGUCGUUGACCUCUUUCCGCAAGCCUCGGCCAGCGCCACCGCAGUCAAUAACCUUGUGCGCUGUCUUAUGGGCGCCGGCGGUGUCGCCGUAGUGCAGCUCAUGGUUGAUAGCAUCGCCUCCGGUCCAACAUUCGCGAUCUGGGCUGCUGUCGCUGCUGUUCUGACCCCACUUCUUGUGAUCCAGUGGCGAAAUGGCCAGCGGUGGCAAAUAGAACGCAAAGACCGCAUCGCUGCUCGUGAGGCACGGAGGGGAGACCCAGAGAAGACCAGGACCUAAAGGCAUUAAGAAGCCCUCUUGGCAUCUCUUUCUUUGUUCAUUUCAUAUAUAUUUUUCUGCGUUGUCUCACACUCGAGUUUGUUUUGCGAGCCGGUCUCGUCGUCGUUUGAAUAUUUUUAUAGGUUGGAAAAGAUGGUUCUUUCAUGUUCUUGGUUUGCGUCGCAAGUCGUCUCUUUUUAGAUUUGUUCUUGGGUUGAGCAGGUUGACCUCGUCAACACAGGGUAUCCUAGUUGACUUCAAUUUGGUGUUCAAAAAUGGAUAGUAGAC
This is a messenger RNA of Pseudogymnoascus verrucosus, 2094 nucleotides long. RefSeq lists its product as uncharacterized. Lineage: Eukaryota; Fungi; Ascomycota; Leotiomycetes; Thelebolales; Thelebolaceae. Gene Ontology annotation, biological process: transmembrane transport. Bases 1 to 1827 code for a protein of 608 amino acids. Gene Ontology annotation, molecular function: transmembrane transporter activity. The transcript has 5 exons. The record is from RefSeq and is a predicted model, not a curated record.